AAAACAUUUCGAAGGUUGCUUCUGCAAGGCGACCGCAUCGUCGACCAGGCGACUCGUUUUCGUUUCGUCGAGUUGCAUUGCAAGAACAUGGCGGCACGUGAAGCUGCUGGUCGUGUGGUGCGACAAGUUCGGCCAAUUUUGUCUCUGGAUGCUGGUGAAGCAAGAAAAAGAGUUCUUAAUCUGUAUAAAGCAUGGUACCGCCAAAUACCAUAUGUCGUUCUGGACUAUGACAUCCCAAAAACUAUAGAGGAAUGCAGAGCCAAACUUCGUGAAGAAUUUGACAAAAAUCGGCAUGUCAAGGAUAUAAGAGUUAUUGACAUGUUAGUUAUUAAGGGGCAAAUGGAGCUUAAGGAGACAGUCCAGAUAUGGAAACAGAAAGGACAUGUAAUGACAUAUUUCAAAGAAACUCAAGAACCUAAACCAACUGAUUUUCUUUCAAAAUUUUUUGCCGGUCAUGAUUAAAAGACUUGGAGUGCUUGUGUAGGAAAUGUAAAUUAAAGCUGUAGUAUAACUGUGAAUAAAGUAUGUUUUUAUUGGAUAUAAUGAAUUAACUUGCCAGUUUUUCAAAUAUUAUUUUCUCUUUCCAUUGUUAAUUCACUUCAACAAACAAGUAUUUUUAAAAAUUUCAAAUUUGAUGUAGGGUGGACACAUCUGAUUUUCAGUGGUCAAGAUCUGUCACAGAAGACCUGAUGUUUUGUGAAAGUGAAAUGACAUACAAUUGUAUUAUUGAUCUUAUAGGCCACAAAGUGAUUAAAUAAUAUUUUAUUUCCUGAAAAUAGGUAAUCAAAUUAUUUAAUGAUUAAAUUACAAGUACAACUAAACAUUCUGUAAUUAGCGAAAUAAAAAAGACAUUAAUUAUUAACAAUAUGUUUAAUGUGAGAAUUGUAAAACUGAAGUCUCCUAACAAACAAUAAGUCUAAUUGUUAUACGUAUCUUUAAAAAAUUAUUGUGUGAAGGGUUUCUCUGAGAUUACUAUUUUAAGAUUGACUAUUUAAAUUGUACUUAUUAAUAUGAAUAUUGGCAUCAAUUUUACAAAUUGAUAAUGACGUUUAACAUAGGGUAUUGUAAGCAUUUAUUUGAUUUUUGUUUGUUGUUUUAGAGCAUGCAUCUUUAAACAAAAUCUUAAGUUUCUUUGCCACACACAAAAAGGAUGAUGGUAAAAGUAAAGUAAUUUCUGGUAUUGUUUAGUUUCUGAUAACCUUAUUUCUUUUAUCCAUGUAUUCUCCUAUUUAAUAAUCACAGAUAUGUGUUAACAACAUGAGCAUCUAUCUUUUUUUCCUAUAAAUACUGUUAAUAUUUGCAUCAUUUUAACGAAUUGAUACGCUUAAGCUCUGAAUUAAUUGUUGCACACAUGUACACAUUUAUUGUCGUUUGCCCGUAUGUUCUGGGCCAUUGUAGGAGCCAACAGGAAAAUUUAAGUUCCUCUGUUACUGUAAAAUGUAUUAAAAAAGUAAUCUGUGUUUACUAUAUUUGCUUUAAAAAUUUUUGAUAUCAUGGUCCUCAAAGUUUAUUAGUAUCAUUAAAACUAAACAUCCGAGUGCAUGCUAGUAAAGGCUAGUAGUAAUAACAAUGGAAAAGUGCAAAAAUAUGCAUUAAUUAAAGGAAAGGUUAAAAACUUGAAAAUUAUUUGAAUAAUAUUAUGGGCCUAAAGUAAUUUUGGUAGAAGACUUAAAGAAGCUAUAAUUGUACUCUGAAAAAAUAUAUCCAUAUUAUUUCAAUUUUUAAUAAAAUUCAAGAACAAAACAUUCAUCUGAAUAACGGCCUAGAGUUCAUUCAUUUAUUUGUGAUUGAAAUAUGCCUUUCUCCAUUGGUGUGCACAGCCUAAAAUGAGAUGGGGCCAACUACAUUUCUGGACCCUCUUGUCCAUGUAAGUUCUUUAUUUAUACAAGACAUAUUUUACUAGGAAGUAAAUCAAAGCAAUGGGAAUGUAAUUAUAUAUUUAUUGAUGAAAUUAAUAAGUACUCUUAAAUGCCUUGGAGAGCCUCUUAACCACACUGUCUUGUAUCAAUUCUGUAAAAUAUCAGCUUAAAAAGGGGAGAAUCAGGAAUUGAUCACAUUUACGGGAAUAAAAUGUUUUAUUACGUAAGGCUAUGGGGCUCCUUUAAACAUUUUCUGGGGGAC
Gryllus bimaculatus (two-spotted cricket) is the source of this 2121-nucleotide messenger RNA. The record is from the annotation of a GenBank genome assembly. NCBI's taxonomy places the organism in Eukaryota, Metazoa, Arthropoda, Insecta, Orthoptera, Gryllidae.